UUCUGAAAAGACUUGAAGAAAUUGACAAACCUGGAUGGCUACCCCUGACAGGAGAGUGGUGUCUAGACUCCAGAGACCUGGCCAGGGACCAAAGGGGAACAGGGCCUGCCUAGGGCCCCUGGACAACCUGGAGUGUAAGGAGACCCAGGAGCUGGCACCAGGAGAGCUGGCCAUGCUGAGGAAGGCACAGGAAUUCUUCCAGGCCUGUGAUGCGGAUGGCAAAGGCUUCAUCGCCAAGAGCGAUAUGCAGAGGCUCCAUGAGGAGUUGCCGCUCAGCCUGGAGGACCUGGAGGAUGUGUUUGAUGCCUUGGAUGCUGAUGGCAAUGGCUUCCUGACCCCAGAGGAGUUCACCACUGGAUUUAGUCACUUCUUCUUCAGCCAGAAUAAGCCAAGUCAGGAAGAUGCAGGUGAACAGGUGGCCCAGCUGCAGGAAGACAAGGUGUAUCAGUCCACAGGGGAAGAGGAUCUGGGUGACAUGGACGAAGAUGAGGAAGCCCAGUUCCAGAUGCUGAUGGACAAACUUGGAGCCCAGAAGGUUCUGGAAGAUGAGAGCGAUGUCAAGCAACUCUGGCUGCAGCUGAAGGACGAACCUCAUUUACUGUCCAACUUCGAGGAUUUCCUGGCCAGUAUCUUCUCCCAGCUCCAAGAAGCCCAUGAGGAGAAGAAUGAACUGGAGUGUGCCCUCAAAAUGAAAAUUGCUGCUUAUGAUGAAGAAAUCCAGCAUCUCUAUGAGGAGAUGGAGCAACAAAUCAAAAGUGAGAAGGAGCAGUUUCUCCUGAAAGACACGGAGCGGUUUCAGGCCCGCAGUCAGGAACUGGAACAGAAGCUGUUAUCUAAGGAGCAGGAGCUGGAGCACCUCAUCCAGAAGCAGAAACGGCUGGAAGGCCAGUGCACAGCCCUGCAUAAUGACAAGCAUGAAACCAAGGCUGAGAAUACCAAGCUGAAACUCACGAACCAGGAGCUGGCCCAGGAGCUGGAGCGGACCUCUCGGGAGCUGCAGGAUGCCCAGCAGCAGUUGGAAAGCCUCCAGCAAGAGGCCUGCAAACUCCACCAGGAGAAGGAGAUGGAAGUGUACCGUGUGACGGAGAGUCUGCAGCGGGAGAAGUCCGGGCUCCUGAAGCAGCUGGAUUUCCUGAGGGAAAGGAACAAACACCUUCGGGAUGAACAGGACAUAUGUUUUCAGAAAGAUAAGGCAGCCAAGGCAAACACAGCUGCCCCCAAAGCAAGCUGGAAACAGAGAUCUGGCUCUGUGAUAGGCAAAUACAUGGAUGGCAGAGGGAUCCUUACAAGCCAGUCAGAAGAGGAAGAAGAAGUGUUUGGCAUUCCAAGGAGGAGAAGCUCCCUGGGCCUGAGUGGAUAUCCCCUGACAGAAGAGGAGCCAGGAACCAGGGAGCCAGGGUCUGGGGGUCCGCUCUCCCGGGCCCUCCGCAGAAUCAUCUCCAUUGAAGAAGACCCCCUGCCCCAGCUCCUGGAUGGCGGCUUUGAGCAGCCGCUAAGCAAAUGCCAAGAAGAGGGGGAGGUCUCCGACCAGGGGAUGGAAGGACCAAUCCAGCAAGCCCAACCUGUGAAACUCACGCCCGCUUCUCCCCGAGGACAGCCUGUUGGGAAAGAAGCCCUGUCGAAGGAGGAAGGCUCUCCCUCCACCCCAGACCGGCUCUUCAAGAUUGUGUUUGUGGGCGACUCCGCUGUCGGGAAGACAUCCUUCCUGAGGAGGUUCUGUGAGGACCGGUUCUCCCCUGGCAUGGCAGCCACCGUGGGCAUUGAUUACCGUGUGAAGACAGUGCGUGUGGACGACUCGCAAGUGGCCCUGCAGCUGUGGGACACGGCCGGGCAGGAGAGGUAUCGUUCCAUCACCCAGCAGUUCUUCAGAAAGGCAGACGGUGUCAUCGUCAUGUACGACCUCACAGCCAGGCAGUCCUUCCUGUCUGUCCGGCAGUGGCUGAGCAGCGUGGAGGAAGCUGUGGGAGACUGCAUUCCUGUUCUUCUGCUGGGCAAUAAAAUUGACAACGAGAAAGAGCGGGAAGUCCCACGAAGCCUUGGAGAGCAGCUCGCCAAGGAGAACAACCUGAUCUUCUAUGAGUGCAGUGCCUAUUCCGGUCACAACACCAAAGAGUCCCUGCUCCAUCUGGCCAGGGUCCUCAAGGAGCAAGAAGACACAGUGAGGGAGGACACCAUUCAGGUUGACCGCCCUGCCAAGAAGAAAUCCUGCUGUGGCUGACAGGAGCCUCCUAGGACUGCUCCACCCAGGCCUGAGGUCACAGGACCCACCCUGAAUCCUGCACGCAGGCUCCUGCCAGAUGCCCUCACCAGGGCCUGCCCAGACCUUUGUCCUUGUCAGUGACUUUCCUCCCCCAAAGGAAUGGAAGCACACCCAAUCAGGAGAGCUGCUCUUGGAGCAUCUCGGGGUCUUUUCUCUCCCUUCUCUCUCUAGACCCCAGAUGCCCAUUCCUUUUUUCCCAGCUUGGUUUCCUGGGGGUAAAGAAACAGAUGGGCUUUUCCAGAAAAGCCACCACAUGUCUUCUCCACCUCCCUUCUCCUCCCCUUGCCCUUAGGAGCCUCAGCACUGCAGUUGCCAUGGCAACUGUGU
This is a messenger RNA of Ceratotherium simum simum (southern white rhinoceros), 2587 nucleotides long. RefSeq names its product calcium release activated channel regulator 2A (gene CRACR2A). Lineage: Eukaryota; Metazoa; Chordata; Mammalia; Perissodactyla; Rhinocerotidae. The record is from RefSeq and is a predicted model, not a curated record. Gene Ontology annotation, molecular function: calcium ion binding; GTPase activity; GTP binding.